AUUUAAUAAUCAGAAGGGUGGACACCUCACACUGUCCGCGCGGAUUUCACAGCAGGAUAUAUACUGUCCGUUCAUCCCUACUCACCAGUGCGCGCGCGGUAUCCACAACCACCAACAGACUUGGCUACUCAUAAACCAGGUGGUCCAAAGAAGAUGAGAAGAGGAUUACUAUUGGUGGCACUGUUCCUCGUCAUGAAACUCCGAUUGUGCCAGUCCGGAUGCGAGGAGCCAGGGUCGCGCAGGUCAUCGUCAGGUGAAAUCCCAGGUUUAGGUGAGAUGAAGCGCAAUCUUCUGAAGAGGUACAGCGACGUGGACUAUGACAGUUUUGUGGGUCUGAUGGGUAGACGAAAUGCGGAUACAAAUGGUGUACAAUCCCAACAAAAAAGAGAAAUGCAUGACAUAUUUGUUGGACUCAUGGGACGGAGGAAUUCAGAGCCUGGUAACGCUGGUCCCUGGAGGAAAGCUAACCCAGAGACAAAAGGCAUAUUUUACAACAAGUGCAGACUUAGGUUUCGUCGCGGCUUGUAGACGUUCUUCACACUACAGAUGAUGAAACUUAAGUUUCAUUAUUUAUUUUAACCUUUUACAAAAUGAAUUAACUAAACUGACAGAGACAUGCACGAGUUAAUUAAAGCACCUAGGCUUUACAGCAUAAAGUUUAAAGUUUGUAUAAGACGUUUUAUCUGAUAAAAGCAAAAGCUAAAUGAGAACUAUUUCUUUACCAUAGUGUUCCUUUCCUCCAAGAUAAAGUAAACCGCAUUUUUGUAAAUAAAAAUGGAAAUCAACAAUUCUGUUUAUUACUGCUGAUGUGAAUCCGUUUUGGAUGUAUUUCUUAAUUUUUCCGUCCAGGUCAAUGUAAAAUGUUUAUUGUUCUGUGAAUUAUUCAGCUUUGCUCGUCUUAGGAGGGUGCUAUCUUGAGAUUGGAUGGAAACAAGUUACCCACCUCAACAUUUGAGAUGCAUACACCUUAAAUUGUUCUGAAUGCUGAAAUGCAUCAGACAUUACUACAUCAACAGUUUGAAUUUAUUCAAAUAUAAUUUUACAAUCAU
Molecule: messenger RNA, 1049 nt
Organism: Osmerus eperlanus (European smelt)
Lineage: Eukaryota; Metazoa; Chordata; Actinopteri; Osmeriformes; Osmeridae
Gene: tac3a
Product: tachykinin precursor 3a
Exons: 7
Coding region: 154-528 (124 amino acids)
Biological process (GO): tachykinin receptor signaling pathway; positive regulation of blood pressure
Source: RefSeq, a predicted model, not a curated record